UGGAGUUAAUCCUCCCGUGCGCGCUGCUGCAAGCCCUCACGUUUCUCGGCAUGCUCCUCCCCUCCGCCAUGCCGGUCCGGGUGCAGUACAACGUCACCAUUUUCCUGGUGCUCAUCCUGUUCCUCUACUCCGUGGAGGCGGAGCUUCCAGGAAACACCGCGCACGUGCCCAUCAUCGACGUAUGGUUCCACAACACCAUGGCGCUGGUGGGGUUCUCCAUCCUGUUUAUCGUGGUGGUGCUGAAGGUUCACCACCGCCCGCUGAGCGCCCCGGUGCCCGGCCUGCUGCGCCGCCUGCUGCUGGGCAAGUCUGCGGUGGCUGCCGGCGGGGAAGGUGCGGGGGAUCGCCGCCAGGACAGGAGAGGCGUUACGGAGACGGUUGCGGUUACGGUUACGGCUCCCGGAGAGGACGGGGCGGGGGAUGGCCGCCAUGAGAAGGACAACGGGAUCCUGACCACGCCCAACCCGCGAGACAAGCUGCACCACAGCCCCGUGCUCAUCAGACGUACUGCGCAUGCGCGGUCACUUCAUGACGUCAGUGAGGAUUCGCUCCGCCCUGUGCCCAUCUCCAGAUCACAUUCCAAAGCGUCUCUGUGUACGUCGGCCAAAGAUCUGGCUGGGACCGCCCAGUACUUUGAGAAGUUUGACGAACUGUCGGACAAGUUUGACGACAUCUUACGGCGGCUGGACCCCGGCCCUGAGGAAACGGAGACCCCUGAAUGGACAACUGUUGCCAUGGUGAUAGACCGCAUAUUUGUCAUCAUCUGGCUGAUUGGUGCCCUGACGAGUGACGUCAUCAUCCUGGUUUACUUUCAACAGGACGUUGAGGCGGCAGAAGAGAGAAAGAUCUCCGACAUUUUAGACGUUCAUUGACGUUAUGGUAGUUAAGAUUUGUACUGGACGUACAUUCACAUGUAACCCAAGAUGACGUCAAAUGAAAUGCCUGUAUACGACAAGCUCGUACUUUUAAAGGUACAUCGAUUAAAGUUGAUUUCCACACCGAUGACUCUUAUCACACACUACUAUAGUAAGCCUUAAGAGUAUACAAGCAUCAGUUCCAUCUAUAGAAACA
Branchiostoma floridae (Florida lancelet) is the source of this 1071-nucleotide messenger RNA. RefSeq lists its product as uncharacterized. The transcript has 5 exons. Lineage: Eukaryota; Metazoa; Chordata; Leptocardii; Amphioxiformes; Branchiostomatidae. Gene Ontology annotation, cellular component: membrane. The record is from RefSeq and is a predicted model, not a curated record. Bases 51 to 872 code for a protein of 273 amino acids. Gene Ontology annotation, biological process: monoatomic ion transport.